AUGUUUCGGAGGUCGCGCAAGUCGCUGUUACAACUGGCCAUCGUCUGUCUAGUCAUCUACUUGUUCGUGUCGCUCCUUCGGCCCUCAGCACCCAAACUUUACUCAUGGAACACGAUCCGCUACAAAACAACGGCAGCAAGCCUUCCUGAUGCCCGAGGUACAUGCCCUGGCCUUGAAGACAGCUCCAAGCCAGUUCUGGUAGUCUCACACGUCGCUGCUGAUGGCGACACUGCCUGGCUGGAACGCCUCUCGUCCAAGUACCACCUGUGCAUUUACGAAGUUGACGCGCCUGCCGAUCCGACCGUCAAACACCUCCGCGUGCCUGCCAACCGAGGCCACGAGUCCAUCACUUAUCUUACCUUCCUGAUCGACAACUACAAGGACAUCCCGCAAGCUGGUGCAGUCUUUGUACACGGCAACAGGUUCCAAUGGCACAACGACGAUCCCUUAUACGACAAUGCAGCCAGCCUGGCCGCCCUGAACGUCCCCUCUGCACUUGCAGUCACCGGCUAUCAUAACCUGAGAUGCGACUGGACCGCAGGCACAUGCCCCAAAGAUUCUACUCCACAGGGUAGCCUCGAAACAUCCUUCAACUCUAUACUGCAGCCCUGGAGUGCGAGGUCCGCCUCUGAUGCCGCUAUGCCACAAGCAUUUGCUGUCUUGUUUGGAGGAGACGAUUAUCUGAACAAUGGAAAGAGCAAGGGAUUGAAACUUGGACGAAGCCAUCCUGUGCGUGCGCAAUGCUGUGCUCAAUUCGUCGUUUCUAGAGAAUCCAUACACCGGCACUCGCGUGAAGAAUAUGUUGCUCUGCGACAAUGGCUUCUUGAUGGCUAUGGCAUGUCGAGGAAUUCCAAUGCCGCUCCCCGCGACGACAGAAUUGCUGGACGGGUUCUGUCGUAUCUCUGGCAUGUCCUCUUUAUCCCGAACCAAGACGGUCCUGUAGAUCUGGACACUUUGAACGCACAAGCAUGUCCCAGCGCUUCUGAUUGCUAUUGCCGGCUCUAUGGCAAGUGCGACCUCAGUUGCAACGCUGGAGCUUGCUAUGCUCAAUACCGCCUCCCACCUAACAUGCGUCUGCCUGAUAACUGGGCCAAGCUUCACGGACACGAUGUGUACAACGUGUACGAGCCUGGAGUCAAAGCUCUCCAUGGAAGACUGUAUCCCAAAGCCUUCGAGCCCUGA
Molecule: messenger RNA, 1182 nt
Organism: Aureobasidium vineae
Lineage: Eukaryota; Fungi; Ascomycota; Dothideomycetes; Dothideales; Saccotheciaceae
Source: the annotation of a GenBank genome assembly